AUGGGACGACGGUCCGACGGUGGGUCUGCGGUCGUGGUCGGACAGGGCGACAAAUCCACCGGGACGGAGGAAGGCCUAGAGAACCACCCGGAGGAUCGCUCGUCGAAUCGGAGGGUUCCACUCGAGGCGCACAUCAUGAGUAAAUGCCCGGAUGCCCAGGCUUGUCUCCAGCAGCUGGUUGUGCCGGCCAUGGAGCAGAUCAGCGACAAGGUGGACUUUGGCUUGUCGUUUAUUGCUAAUGUAUCCAGCGGCUCGUCGGAGAUCAAGUGCAAGCACGGCCCCGGGGAGUGCGUGGGCGAUAUGAUCAUCCUCUGCGCGGCGAACCUGCCGUUCCCGCCAGACGGGAGCGACGAGGGCGCGAAGACCCCGACUAUUCGGUCGCUGGGAUUCGCUAACUGUCUCAUUGGCGAGUAUGAAGAUAUCCCUGGGCGCCCGUUGGUCGAGAAGUGCGCCGCGCAGCAUGGGAUUGAUUUCGACGCUCUGAACCGCUGUGCGAGCAAUCAGGAUGAUGAUCCGAAUGAUCCUGAUAAGCUGAGCGGGCUGGCCCUGCUGCGGAAGAGUGCCCUUCGGAGCGCAAAGCUGAAGGCUGGCAUCAGCUGUACGGUCCGGUUGGAUGAGUCUGUCUGGUGUGUUCGUGAUGGUGGAGUCUGGAAGGACUGUGUUAAGGGUGGUAAGGCGAGUGAGGUGUCGGUGCUGGUUGAGGAAGUCAACCGGCUUUAUGAUGAGAAGAAUUAG
Molecule: messenger RNA, 735 nt
Organism: Aspergillus campestris IBT 28561
Lineage: Eukaryota; Fungi; Ascomycota; Eurotiomycetes; Eurotiales; Aspergillaceae
Product: GILT family protein
Exons: 2
Coding region: 1-735 (244 amino acids)
Molecular function (GO): oxidoreductase activity, acting on a sulfur group of donors, disulfide as acceptor
Source: RefSeq, a predicted model, not a curated record